Messenger RNA from Arvicanthis niloticus (Nile rat), 5146 nucleotides. RefSeq names its product RPGR interacting protein 1 (gene Rpgrip1). The record is from RefSeq and is a predicted model, not a curated record. Lineage: Eukaryota; Metazoa; Chordata; Mammalia; Rodentia; Muridae. Gene Ontology annotation, biological process: retinal rod cell development; non-motile cilium assembly. Gene Ontology annotation, cellular component: photoreceptor connecting cilium.
AGGGAAUCCAGGGGAAAGAAAUGCAUAGAACACUCUGGAAGGAGCCAGGACUUGUCUUCUAGGCUCUCUUACAGUCUGGUCAUUGAAGUGAUGUUGCAUCCACCGGAUCAUAUGCCAGAGGAUCUGCCAGUUAGAGACACAGAUUCAAUUUCUCUGUUGCAAGGGGCUUCAGGUAAGAGUGUAAAGGUCCAGUCACACUUGGGCAGGACGAACCAAAAGGAACUGAGCUACAGACGCUUUCACCUACGUGAAGAGCCCAUGCUGGUGAAGGAACCAUCUCCAAAGCAACGAGAUAAAAGCAAAAGACGAGGGACAAACGUGCAGCGAUCCAUCACUACCCAACCGGACCUUCGGACACUUGCUGUGCUCCAGGAGCCUGCGAGGCGGAGGCGCCCGUGGGUCUCAGCGUCCCCGCGUCCCUCGGCGCCCCCGCGUGCCCCGGUUCCCGGGAGGAAAGUGCAUACGCAGCGCCCGUGUCCCUCGACCGCGGCAGGCAGUGCACAGCCUCGAGUCCACGCGGAACGCAGACUGCCCCACGCAACUGGGCCAAAUGACAGACGGAGCCAUACAGCCCCUCCGACAUUUAAAGAAUAUGUGAUGGAUGAAAACACCAGAAUCAAAAUAACCAGUGAGCCCAGCCAACUUACUCGCAUUAUGACUACUGAGUCUACACAUGUGGAAGAGACCCCCAGGUUGUCUGAGAAAACAUCCAAAGUUGAAAAGCUUGAAGAGAGAAGCUUACAGGCCUGUGCUCAGAAGGCUGCAGAGCUUCGAGCUUCCAUUAAGGAGAACGUGGAGCUGAUUCGACUUCAGAAGCUCUUAUAUGAGAGUAAUAGCAUGCUGGCAGCCACAGAAGCCCAACUGACACGAGUUCAAGAGGCAUAUGAAGACUUGCUCCAGAAGAAUCAGGGAAUAUUGGAUGCAACCCAUGAUGCCUUCCUCAGCCAAGUGAAUGAGCUCAAGGCAGAGCUGAGUGAAGAGAGCAAGAAGGCUGUGAGCUUGAAGACCCAGCUGGGAGAUGUGUCUGUCUUGCAGAUAACUCUGAAGGAGUUUCAGGUCAGAGUUGAAGAUUUGGAAAAUGAACGAAAAUUGCUGAGUGACAGUUAUGACAGACUCUUAGAAAACAUGCUGGAUAGCAGUCAUAAGCCUCUGGAUAGCAGUCAUCAGCCUCACUGGAGCAGAGAGAUCAUGGGGGAGCAGCUCCCGCAGCAAGUCUGUCCACUGCUGGACCAAAUGGGUGCUGGGCUGGAGGAGACCAAAGUCUUGCUUCAAGCAACCAACAAAGCAGCUCAAGAUGACAAGCUGAAGUUUCAAGACACCAACAUCCUUUGCCAGCAUAAACAGGAAGAAGAGAGCUUUCAGUUAACAGCUACUGUGUCCCCGUCUCCAGAAGAGCUGUCUGAACUGGCUGCUCAGCCCACUCUACUCCCACAGACAGAUCAAAGAGAGUCCAGUGAACCAAAAGCUCAAGACAAGAAUAACCUGUCCCAGGUGCUAAGUGAGCUGCAAGUGUCCCAUGCAGAGACCGCACUGGAACUAGAAAAAACCAGAGACAUGCUUCUUCUGCAGCGCAAAAUCAACAUGUGUUAUCAGGAGGAGCUGGAGGCAACGCUGACAAAAGCUGACAAAGAAAAUAGGGACCAUGAGGAGAAACUGGAGAGGCUGAAUCACCUCCUAGACUUCAAGAACAGCCGCAUAAAGCAGCUGGAAGAGCAGCUCAAAGACAUUGCUUAUGGCACUCGGCAACCAUCACUGUGUCUGGAGUUCCUGGAUGCCCACAGAGGUGAGGAAGAAGUGGACAUGUCUCUGCUGCAUCCAAGCGACAAUCUUUUCGAGCUGCACAUCCACCAGGCCUUCCUGACCCCUGCUGCCCUUGCACAGGCUGGAGAUACCCAACCUACCACUUUCUGCACUUACCCCUUCUAUGAUUUUGAAACUCACUGCACCCCACUCUGUACUGGGCCACAGCCCCUCUAUGACUUCACCUCCCAGUAUGUAGUGCAGACAGACUACCUCUUCCUGGACUACCUUCAAGGAACUUCAGUCCGACUUGAUCUCCAUCAGGCCAUAGCUGGCGAGCACCGCAUCCUUGCUACGGGAUGGGUCUCAUUUGACAAGGUGCUAGAGACCGUGGAGAGAGUCCAUGGCUUGGCCACACUUAUGGGAGCUGGUGGAGAAGACUUGGGGGUGUUAGAGUAUUGGAUGAGGCUGUGCUUGCCCCUAAAAUCCAGCCUCCAGGCAUGCAAUAAGCGAAAGAAAGCCCAGGCCUACCUGUCAGUCAAUGUGCUUGGAGCUCAGAAGGCCCAGAAAAAUGAGUCCAGAUCUGAAACCUGGACACCUCGGAAUGAGCUGCGGAUUGAAAUCACCAGGUGUUGCAGCCUCCGGAGUCGAUGGCUGGGAAGGCAGCCCAGUUCAUAUGUCAUGUACCGCUUCUUCACCUUUCCUGACCAUGACACCGCCAUCAUUCCAGCCAGCAGCAAUCCAUACUUUAAAGACCAGGCUCUGUUCCCCGUGCUUGUGACCUCUGACCUGGAUGAGUAUCUGAGGCUGGAAGCUCUGUCUAUAUAUGUUUUCGAUGAUGAAGACCCAGAGCCUGGCUCCUAUCUUGGCCGAGCCCAGGUGCCCCUGCUGCCUCUUGCACAAAACAAAUCUAUCAAAGGUGAUUUCAGUCUCACAGACUCUGGGGAGAAGUCCAAUGGAUCCAUCAAAGUGCAACUAGACUGGAAGUCUCACUACCUGCCCCCAGAGAGCUUCCAGAUGCCAGAAGCUGAGAAGCAGGAGGAGGAAGAGAAGGAGGAGGAAGAGAAGGAGGAAGUGAAGGAGGAGGAAGAGGAUGAUGAGGAGGAAGAGGUGGAGGAGAAGGAAGAGAAGGAAGAGGAGAAGGAGGAAGAGGAGGGAGAGAAAGAGGAAGAGAAGGAAGAGAAUGAGGAAAAGGAGGAAGAGAAGGAGGAAGAGAAGGAAGAAGAGAAGGAGAACAAAGAUGGCUUGGAGGCCUCAUUCACGGAAGAAUGGGCCCCCUUUUUUCCCCAGGACCAGAUAGCAUCUACAGAGAUUCCCAUAGAGGCUGGCCAGUAUCAGGAGAAGAGAAAAUCUCCUGUAAUAGCAGAAAAGAAGGAAAGAGAGCAUCAGGUCGCAAGCUACUCACGAAGAAAACACAGCAAAAAAACAGGUGUCCAAGGCAAGAACAGAAUGGAAUAUCUGAGCUGUAACAUCUUGAAUGGAAACACACAGCAGAUGCGUUAUACUGAGUGGAAGUUCUCUGGGCUCAAGAUGUCCAAGGAUGAUGGUUUAAAAGUUCAGGACAAGAAAGAGAAACCACCAUCACCCCAUCCAGCACUGAGACAGGAGCUUCCCUCACAUCUUAUAAAUGCCUCCUCCCUAGCAGACCAAGAAUCCUGUGAAGAAGCUUCUGAAGUCAGUGAAGCACAAACUACCGACAGCGAUGACAUCAUAGUGACGCCUCAGUCUCAGACGUGUCCUAAAGCUGAUUCAGAGAAGAUGUGCAUUGAAAUAGUCUCCCUGGCCUUCUGCCCUGAGGCUGCUGUCAUGUCGGAUGAGAGUAUCCAGCAGGUCUAUGUGGAGUACAAAUUCUGUGAUCUGCCUCUGUCGGAGACAGAGACUCCGAUGUCCCUGAGGAAACCAAGGGCAGGCGAAGAAAUCCACUUCCACUUUAGCAAGGUGAUAGAUCUGGACCCAGUGGAGCAACAAAGCCGAAGGCAGUUUUUGUUUGCCAUGCUACAUGCCCAAGAUUGUGAUGAGGGUCGUUUAAAGUUUACAGUGGUAAGUGAUCCUCUGGAUGGAGAAAAAAAAGAAUGUCAAGAUAUAGGCUAUGCAUACCUUGAACUGUGGCAGAUAUUUCAAUCUGGAAAAGAUAUCCUAGAGCAAGAACUCAAGAUUGUGAGCCCUGGAAACCAGGCCAUCCAAAUUGGAAUACUGAAGGUUUCCCUCCAAGCAGCUGCUGCCCUCCAUGGCAUUUAUAAGGAGAUGACUGAAGAUCAUGUUUUCAUGAAAGAACAAGUUCUACUCCACUCUUCGAUUUGAGGGAAAUACAGUCAAAGUGUCUUAUAAAAUAACAUGCUAUGCCAUAAAUCUAGUCUCCUGUGCUAUAUCUUGCUAUCUGUUUCUCAAACUAAUGACAAGGCUUACAAUUACAACCGUCAGUGAACUUCUAUGGUACUAGUUGGAGACAAAGGCAUUUUCUUCUAACACUUUAACACUUUAGUAGGCAAGACUUGACUUCAGAAACUGCAAAGAAAUGGUCAUAAAAGACAAGUUUACAAAAAAAACAAAACAAAACAAAAAAAUCCCAGUUUAUUUAUCUUUUAGUUCUUCCAAAAUUCAAAAUAUCAAGUCCUACUGCUAAGGAGAGAAAACAAACAAACAUAAAAUCUGAGAAGCCCCUUCUCAUAAAGUCACAGAACAGAGGCGGCGAAGUGGGACAGGUGGAUGCAGAGAACCUGCAGGGGAGGAUGGCGAGAUAGAGCCCCAGUAUUUCAAAGCUGGUCAUCAGAAGCAACCAACACAGGACACUGCAGACAGUAAAGGAAGGAGCAGCAGAGCCCAGCCUUGUGUGUGUGGCCUUCUUCCCUCUUCUCUUCUUGUCAAGAUAUUCUAGGCCAAGACAUGACCUCUCUUUGAGAUGCUUGUUGACUCCUUUCAGCCUCCCUCUAGUUUUCAGCCGCAGUAGACAAAGCAUGGCCAUUCUUCUUAGAUGUAACAGGAGAGACAGUGGUAAUCUGUGUUCGAGCACUGGACCACAUAUGGACUUGUAAGGAGGAAAAAAGCCACGAGUGCCAGUAUUUGUCUUCCAGUGCAGCAAAAACACCCCAGAAUGUGCAUGAGGGAAGAAACCAAAAACUUAAAACCAGACACCAGCCCACUCUGCCUUUAGCUCAGCUGUGUCUAUCACAAUCAUCAGCAAAGCCUAAGAACCUGUGAACUUCAGUCUGGAACUGAUAAAGGGAUGGAUGGAGGACUGACGCUGGGCCAGAACCAUGCUUUGGCUAAGUACGGUGACUCAGGCCUGUAGCCCCAGCACUUGGGAGGCAGAGCAAGAGGAUCACACAUUUGAGGCUAGCCUGGUUUACAGCGACUUCAAGGUCAGCCAUGGCUGCAUAGCAAGACUGUCUCAAAAAGCCAGGAAAAA